UUCUUCCAUACUGUGGUGGUAUAGUAGUAGAAGAUAUGAAGAGAUUUGGGGACGGAGAGGAAGGAGAGAUGGAGAGCAUGAACGUAGCUGAUGUCCCGACGCUCCUCACUCGCGGCGGAGGCGGAGAGGGCACCAUCAGCGUCCCGUCGCGGGCGUCUUCGGUGCGGGUUUUCUGGUGCAGGACCUGCCACCGUCAGUUCCCCUCCUUCCAAGCCCUCGGAGGCCACCGCGCGAGCCACAAGAAGCCGAGGCUCGCGGAGGACCGCCACGGCCACGCCUGCUCCGUCUCGGGACUCGAGUUCGCCGUCAGCCAGGCGUUAGGCGGCCACAUGAGGCAGCACUGCACCGGCGGCGCGCCUCAUGGCCUCACGGAGAAGAAGCCCGGCAAGAGGAGGGGCCUGUGGUUGGACCUGAACAUGCCGCGGGGCCUGUGGUUGGACCUGAACAAGCCGCCGUCCGACGACGUUUGAGCCUAUCUGCCAUGGACCAAGAACACUAUUUUGCAGGCACGAGUCAUGCACGUGAUAAAGAUCAGAGCAACACGCUUCCAUGGACUUGCUUUCUUGGGCGGAAGAUACUUCUCAUUUUGUGUUCCAUUUGGUUAUGAUAUUAAGGCUAAUUCAUGUC
This is a messenger RNA of Musa acuminata AAA Group (dessert banana), 627 nucleotides long. RefSeq names its product zinc finger protein ZAT8. The record is from RefSeq and is a predicted model, not a curated record. NCBI's taxonomy places the organism in Eukaryota, Viridiplantae, Streptophyta, Magnoliopsida, Zingiberales, Musaceae. Bases 36 to 470 code for a protein of 144 amino acids. The transcript has a single exon.